Mangifera indica (mango) is the source of this 2282-nucleotide messenger RNA. Its product is annotated as SCARECROW-LIKE protein 7. The record is from RefSeq and is a predicted model, not a curated record. Gene Ontology annotation, cellular component: nucleus. Lineage: Eukaryota; Viridiplantae; Streptophyta; Magnoliopsida; Sapindales; Anacardiaceae. Gene Ontology annotation, biological process: regulation of DNA-templated transcription. The transcript is spliced from 2 exons. The coding region runs from base 223 to 2037 and encodes 604 amino acids. Gene Ontology annotation, molecular function: sequence-specific DNA binding; DNA-binding transcription factor activity.
UUCAUCUAGACAGGGAAAGUUGGCCCCACAGUAAACGUUUUUGUCCAUCUACUGGGAUGGAGCUUUGAUUCUUUAAAGCUAUCUUCUAUACUUGUUCAGAGUUGUUUAUUUCAUCUCUCUAGCUGAAGCAAAUCCAACUUGCGAAAUUGGGAUCCCGUCUUUUCUGGGCCUUUAAUUCUAUUUAUUUAUUUUUAUGUUUUUCCGGUGAGAUUUGGCCGGAGAAUGGCGUAUAUGUGUGCAGAUAGUGGCAAUUUAAUGGCUGUUGCCCAACAAGUGAUCAAGCAGAAGCAACAGCAAGAACAACAGCAGCAGCAGCAACAUAACCAGCAGCAACAGCAGCUUUUAGGGCUAAAUCCUUUUUCUUUAAACCCUUGGACGGCUAACCCCAUGUCGAAUUCUCCGAAUUUGGGUUAUGGUCUAGGCGGGUCGGCCUUUCCGGACCCGUUGGAUGCCGGAGAAGCUGCGUUUCAGUUUCCUCAAAUCGACCACUCCAGUGGGUUUAGGUUUUCUGAUUUUGGCGGUGGGCCUGGUGGUGAGUUUGAUUCAGAUGACUGGAUGGAGACUUUGAUGGACGGUGGGCACUCAACGGAUAGUUCUAAUCUUCCAUCAGGCUGUGACGCGUGGCAAAACAAUGCUGAUUUUGGGCUUUAUUCGACCGAUCCCUUUGCCAAUUGCCCGAGUCGACUCAGCGGGGUUUGUUCUUCGCCGUCCGAUCUCAACCAAGUUAUCUUCACGGAACCUCAAAAGAACAUAAUCCCUGCAGUAUGGACAUCAACACCGCCACCUUCUUCCCCUCCGCGUUCCUUGUCGGCGGCCAAAGAAACCGAGCCAACAAGUGCUCCUGUAGUACAGCCAGGUGUACUCAAAAAUCAAGCUGAAGGUGCCUCAGCUUCCAUCAGCAUGCCGGAAAAUGACACAACACAACCAAUUAUAAAGGCUUUAUUGGACUGCGCUCGACUCGCUGAGUCUGAACCGGACCGAGCUAUUAAACUGCUGAUUAAGCUUAGAGAGUCAGUAUCUGAACGCGGAGAUCCAAUUGAAAGAAUGGCGUUUUACUUCACUGAAGCUCUCUACAGCAAAGUCUCUCUGCAAGCACAGAAAACAGAAUCCUCCCUGGAGACAAACUGUGGAGAUUACAUUCUCUCUUACAAAGCCUUAAACGAUGCCUGCCCCUAUUCAAAGUUUGCACAUUUAACAGCUAAUCAAGCUAUACUUGAAGCUACUGCUGAAAGAAAUAAGAUUCACAUAGUUGAUUUUGGAAUUGUUCACGGAGUUCAAUGGGCAUCUCUGUUACAAGCUCUCGCCUCUCGGCCAGAAGCAAACGCACUCAGUAUUAGGAUCUCGGGUAUACCCGCACCGGUUCUUGGCAAGUCACCUGCUGCUUCUCUCAUUGCUACGGGUAAUCGUCUCUGUGAGUUUGCUAAAGUUCUGAAACUAAAAUUCGAGUUCGAGCCCAUUUUGACUCCAAUUCAGCAACUCAAUGCUUCAUGUUUCAAAAUUGAGCCAGAUGAGGUGUUGGCUGUGAACUUCAUGCUUCAGUUGUACAAUCUAUUAGAUGAUAACCCAGUUAGCGUAGAGACUGCUCUGAAAAUGGCCAAAUCUUUAAACCCCAAAGUGUUAACUCUUACCGAGUAUGAAUCAAGUUUGAACCGAGUGGGCUUUGUUACCCGUGUGAAGAACGCUUUGAAGUAUUACUCAGCUGUGUUUGAGUCGGUAGAGCCAAACAUGGCACGAGAUUCAACAGAGAGACUACAACUGGAGAGGCUAAUACUUGGCCGGAAAAUUGCUGGUCUGAUUGGAGCUGAAGGUGUGGGCAACAGAAGAGAACGUGUGGAGAACAAGGAACAAUGGAGGGUUCUGAUGGAGAGUGCGGGAUUCGAGCCGGUUCCUUUCAGCAAUUAUGCACGUAGUCAGGCUGACAUACUGUUAUGGCACUAUAAUUACAGUACCUUGUACUCAUUAAUUCCGUCUCAACCGAAGUUUCUAUCUCUGGCAUGGAACAAGGUGCCUCUUCUCACCGUUUCAUCCUGGCGUUGAUUCAUGGUCGGUGGGUUUUCAGUUUUCUGACAUAAAUGUCUUAGUUUUCACCUUAUAUGAAUUGAUCUCAGACUGAUUCCUGGUUUCAUUAUUUAGUGAUGUAACAGGCUGUUUAUAAUAUUAAUAGCAAUCAAGCAAUUUACUUCAUGACUAUUCUUCCUCUUGUUUUAGUCUUUUUGAGUUUCUAGCUGUACUUUGUUGGGCUUAGAGUUGCCUAAAAGUAUCAUAAAAAAGUGAAUUCAAAA